Durusdinium trenchii is the source of this 1308-nucleotide messenger RNA. Lineage: Eukaryota; Dinophyceae; Suessiales; Symbiodiniaceae. The record is from the annotation of a GenBank genome assembly.
AUGCUGCCAAAGAAUGUGCAGCCGAACGUUUUCGCAUGGGCCUGGAAGUUGGCAGAUUUUGUUUUAUCUUUUCAGAGCUUCAUGGAGCUUCGGUCAAGGUGGUGCAGCCGCAAGGUCUCCUUCAGCUCUUCUUUCUCUGGCAUUGGUGCUUUGGAGGUUUCUUUAGAGUGUUUGCAAACAGCCCUUAAUGGUUGCGGGGUGCCAAGCCACUUCCACUCUGUGAGUGCGUGCGAAAUUUCUCCCAGCUGCCGCUCCAUUUUGCGGAAAAGAAAUGCCCAUUUGCAUAUCAUCCCAGACAUUAUGGACAACUUUUUGGGUGAGAUUCCUAAGUACGAGGGCUGCUAUCACACUCUGAAGCAGAAGAUGCUCAGCCUCCGUGUGUGUGAAUCAUGUCCAUGCUGCUCUGGCGAACGACCACAAGCCUUGGUUGAUGUGUCUGGCAGCCCGUGCCAACCACACAGUAGAUGCGGCUCCCGCUUGAAAGAAAACGAUAGCCGUAUAGUCUUUUUGCUCGCGUGGAUGUGUUUGCACAAGCACUUGCGGACGCCGGUCCUCAUUCAUGAAAAUGUGGUUGGGUUCGAGGAACGCUUGCUGACGGAAGUCCUCGUCGAAUACCACUGCUUUCAGUUGGUUUUAGAACCAGCAGACGCCCGCUUCAACCUAAUCAGCAGAAAGCGGGUCUACCACAUUCUGAUUAGGCGUGACAUACAAGUCUUGCAAAGCCCCGUGGAUGUGUUUCGCCGCUUGGCGGCCCUUUUCCGGGCCCAGUCGCCGCAAGACAUUGACUGGACAUGGCUACCGAAACUGGUGUGCAAUGAAGACCUGCUGCAAGAAGAAAAUGCUUGCCGCCGACGGAAACGACUCCCAACUGUUACUGUUGUGUCGCCCGACUGGUCCAUCCUUCUGACCGAGAAGCAGCAAGGAUACCUUGCAGCCGCAGAGUCCAAAUGGCUGGAGAAACAUGGGGUCACUGCGAAAUUUGACAGCAGGUGUGUGGUGUUUAAUUUGGGAGAUAAUUUGCAAGAACGCUCCUUGCCUCGUCCCGGGCCGCUGCCGUGCUUCAAGCACAACAAAGGCAUAUUGUGGGUCCCGCGGCUAAGCCGUUGGCUAACCCAUAGAGAGCGCGCUGCGGCCAUGGGCUUCCCUGUUUUCCCAAAUUUGGCCCGCGAAGCAGGUUGUGCUUUGUCUUGCCUUGAUAUUACAUCGUCACAGGUGGGCAAUUCGUUUCAUGUUGCUAACUGCGGCAUGGUAGUGGUUUCCACCUUGCUUUGCUUACAGCACCCUUUGCCUCCAGACUCAUGUGUUUGA